AAUUACUUGAUAUUGUUCGCUGUCCCCCACAUUAGCUACGCCACUGAAAAAAUUGAGUCCCAUGGAAUUAUAAAGGGCCACUUUCAAAGUUUCGUCUAUACUUGGAGCUCUGAGUUUACAUUGACUUUUGUCAGGUUAACAUUCAACCAAAGUUUGACGGAUAAAACAUUAGCUGUAGGUGUUUACUUCACGCUUCAAAAGACCCCGUGGUUUGCCUGCCAAGGGCAAGACACCAGAUACUACACUAAUUACAUUGAUAUCUUCUGCCAGCUGUCGCUCCCAAUCGACGAAGUCAACAUUACCAUAGUUGGCGCGCAAGGCCUAUUCAUUCCUGAUAUUGGCAUUAGCGAAGAGUGUCCAAAAGGUACCUACGGACAGUUCUGUAUCUUACAGUGCCCCGCUCAUUGCCGCGACCAAACGUGUCAUCUACAAACUGGACAUUGUGAUACAUGUAAGCCAGGGUACCAGGGUCCUUACUGUGACAUAAAAUGUUUGCCAGCAUUUUAUGGUGAGAAUUGUCUUCAUAGAUGUCGGGAUAACUGUUUUAACAGAAGUUGUGAUCCAAUAACUGGCUUUUGUAUCCAAUGUAGGCCCGGGUCGUCUUUUAAAAUGUGCCCGAGAGCAGUGAAAUCCAUCAGAAAGACAAACUAG
Messenger RNA from Biomphalaria glabrata, 651 nucleotides. Its product is annotated as scavenger receptor class F member 2-like. Gene Ontology annotation, molecular function: scavenger receptor activity. The annotation marks the transcript as partial. The record is from RefSeq and is a predicted model, not a curated record. The transcript is spliced from 7 exons. Lineage: Eukaryota; Metazoa; Mollusca; Gastropoda; Planorbidae.